CACACUCACAGCGGAGGGAAAUAUAUUAUUCCAGUGUGUUUAUUCAGAUUGCACAAAAUUCCAUAAUUGCAUACGGUGCUGAGGUGCGUAGAAUGUCCGGGGAUUUGCGUUUGUGUUCGGAGCUAGUGCUAAGGCGGAAAGGCGCGCUUGGCAGCUGAUUAGCGAGGCCGUGAAGACACACCAUUUUCGUUGUGAAAAUACAACCUCGCCGGAACCUUCAACUAACCACUCCAGCGAAACAGCCGACCACUCAUCCAAAAUGGUCAACCUCCGCACGCAGAAGCGCCUUGCGGCCUCCGUUGUCGGCUGCGGAAAGCGCAAGAUCUGGCUCGACCCCAACGAGGUCAACGAGAUCGCAAACGCCAACUCCCGCCAGACCAUCCGCAAGCUCGUCUCCGAUGGCCUCAUCAUCCGCAAGCCCGUCACCAUGCACUCGCGUGCCCGCGCUCGGGAGCUCACCGCCGCUCGCCGCAUCGGCCGUCACCGUGGUUUCGGUAAGAGGAAGGGUACCAAGGAUGCUCGUAUGCCCAGCCAAAUCCUCUGGAUGCGCCGUCUCCGAGUCCUCCGCCGUCUUCUCGUCAAGUACCGUGCCGCCGGAAAGAUCGACAAGCACCUCUACCACGAGCUCUACCACCUGAGCAAGGGUAACACCUUCAAGCACAAGCGUGCGCUCGUUGAGCACAUUCACAAGGCCAAGGCCGAGAAGGCCCGCGAGAGGGUUCUCAAGGAGGAGAUGGACGCCAAGCGUGCGAAGACCAAGGCCGCGAGGGAAAGGAGGUUGGAGCGCAAGGAGACGAAGCGUGCCGAGUUGGCCGGCGAGACCGAGGAGGCUUAAAUUAUGGGCGGCAUGACACACUGGCGUGGGCUUUCUUAAAGGUAAAGGAGGCGCUCAUCUCCUUUCUAUGUGGGCAUAUGCGGUCAUGUUUUCAUGUACGUCCCGGGUCACAUUCUGCAAAAGAGUCUUUUUUUUCUCUCCAAGCAUACUCGAUGGCCAAGGCCGCUUCUCUCAAAAGCAGACAUGCGAUGCAAUGUAUGCCCGUAACAAACAGCGUUAAUGGGAAUUGCAUUUCGGCGUACAGGGUACCAUGCAGCUGUGCCAAUGACCCAUGUGAUGUGCAGUACUCCCGGAAUAAAAACAAAACUCUUUCACAAUUACCAUCUUAUCUCUACUAGUUGUGCAAGGUGUAACGUGUCUAAUCUACCAUCGGUCGACAU
Messenger RNA from Aaosphaeria arxii CBS 175.79, 1215 nucleotides. RefSeq lists its product as uncharacterized. Gene Ontology annotation, biological process: translation. Lineage: Eukaryota; Fungi; Ascomycota; Dothideomycetes; Pleosporales. Bases 260 to 835 code for a protein of 191 amino acids. Gene Ontology annotation, molecular function: RNA binding; structural constituent of ribosome. The record is from RefSeq and is a predicted model, not a curated record. The transcript is spliced from 4 exons. Gene Ontology annotation, cellular component: cytosolic large ribosomal subunit; ribosome.